Messenger RNA from Elephantulus edwardii (Cape elephant shrew), 963 nucleotides. Its product is annotated as olfactory receptor 10C1-like. Gene Ontology annotation, cellular component: membrane. Gene Ontology annotation, molecular function: olfactory receptor activity; G protein-coupled receptor activity. The transcript has a single exon. Gene Ontology annotation, biological process: G protein-coupled receptor signaling pathway. NCBI's taxonomy places the organism in Eukaryota, Metazoa, Chordata, Mammalia, Macroscelidea, Macroscelididae. The record is from RefSeq and is a predicted model, not a curated record. The coding region runs from base 1 to 963 and encodes 320 amino acids.
AUGAACCUCAACUGUUCCUUGUGGCAGGAAAACAAUAUGUCUGUCAAACGCUUCGCUUUUGCAAAGUUCUCUGAGGUCACUGAACAGUGCUUCCUCCUGUUUACCCUCAUCCUACUCAUGUUCUUAGCAUCUCUGACAGGAAAUGUUCUCAUAGCUCUCGCCAUCUGGACCAACCCAGUACUGCACACUCCCAUGUACUUCUUCCUGGCCAACUUGUCUCUCUUGGAGAUUGGCUACACUUGUUCUGUCAUACCCAAGAUGCUACAGAGUCUUGUGAGUGAGGCUCGCAGUAUAUCCCGGGAAGGUUGUGCCACACAGAUGUUUUUCUUCACAUUAUUCGCUAUUAGUGAAUGUUGUCUUUUGGCAGCCAUGGCUUUUGACCGUUACAUGGCCAUAUGUUCUCCACUCCACUAUGCAACACGAAUGAGUCGUGGGGUGUGUGCUUAUUUAGCGAUGGUUUCGUGGGCAGUGGGGUGUAUAGUAGGUCUGGGCCAGACAAAUUAUCUUUUUUCCUUAAACUUCUGUGGCCCCUGUGAGAUAGAUCACUUCUUCUGUGACCUUCCACCCAUCUUGGCACUUGCUUGUGGGGAUACAUCUCAUAAUGAGGCUGCAGUCUUUGUUGUGGCUGUCCUUUGUAUUUCCAGUCCAUUUUUACUAAUCAUUGCUUCCUACGGUAGAAUUCUAGCUGCUGUACUGGUUAUGCCCUCACCUGAAGGUCGCCAUAAAGCUCUUUCAACUUGUUCUUCCCACCUACUGGUAGUAACAUUAUUUUAUGGUUCAGGAUCCAUCACCUACCUGAGGCCCAAAGCCAGUCAUUCUCCAGGAAUGGACAAACUCUUGGCCCUUUUCUAUACGGUGGUGACAUCCAUGCUAAACCCUAUCAUCUAUAGUUUAAGAAACAAAGAAGUCAAGGCAGCUCUCCGUAGAACUCUGGGCAAGAAAAAAGUAUUGACAAAUGCAUAA